Misgurnus anguillicaudatus (oriental weatherfish) is the source of this 2405-nucleotide messenger RNA. RefSeq lists its product as uncharacterized. The record is from RefSeq and is a predicted model, not a curated record. NCBI's taxonomy places the organism in Eukaryota, Metazoa, Chordata, Actinopteri, Cypriniformes, Cobitidae.
AAUACUUAAAAACAACCAAAUGUAGUACUAUGUAUAUAUGUUGAAUUGAAUUGAACUGAGAUAUUCUUACAAGUAAUAGAUGCAUUAGCUAACAUGAACAAACCAUAAACAAUGCAGUAUUUUAACUUGUUAACAUUUAUGUGUUUGGCAGACGGAACGAUGGUUCAGUUUUGCCCGAUCUGCUUUAAAUCAUAUGCACAGCUGAGCCAGCAUCUACGUGUUUACCACAAAGUGGUCAACGUGAAGGAGAGAAAGCUUCUACUGGCCCUGGAAUCAGGCAGGGUGAAGUACAGAGAGGGCAAGUGCUCCGUGCCUGGAUGCGACAAGGUCACCACCCGGCUGGACCGGCACAUCCAGACACACUCUGAACUUUCUAAGAGGGCAAAGAAGGAUGCGAUCAAGAGGUGCAAGAAAGAAGUUAUUUUGAAAGAGCUGUCCGAGCUGAGAGCCUCCAACCCCGCGGUCCCCAUGGCCUCGAGGCUCGACCUCGUUGAGUUGGAGGACGAGCCGAUUCCUCUGGAGCCCGAGGAAGAGGAGGUGCAGUGCCCAAAACAACUCUGCCGGCGUGCCAGGGAGGAGGUGGCUAGCCUAAACCAGCAGGUCGACACCCUGACGACAGCCUUGCGCGACGUAACUCGCCGGUACAGGUCGUUGAAGCGAAGGUUUAGGCCCUCCUCCUCUGCCCAGCUGACCAGUGUAACCAAGAAGCUGCUGUCCGCCCUGGACGAGCCCCAGGAAGGGCAAGACACGCCAAGGGAAACCCCUCAGCAGACCCCUCAGGAGACCACUCUUAAAUGUCCCUCCCCUGAGCCGAGCACCUCCCAGAAGGCAUCGGAGCACUUGCCCCAGUACCCCGAGCACGUGGCGGCCCUGAACGAGCUGCUGGAGGAGUACAAGAGACACCAAGAGGGGUCCGACCCGUCCGCGAAGCUCCUUAAUAACGUCGCGUCAAAGAUAUACAGGAUCAAAAAUUUCAUUGGCUACAUGGCCGACGGGAAGACCAACCUCUCCAGCUUCCUCUUCUUAGACGACACGCAGCGUGUGAGGUCCUGGGUGAACUUCCUGAGGCGGGCCAAGAUAACGGAGACCACCAUCCAACACUAUGUCAAAAAUGCGGCGCAGUUUGUCGAUUACCUAGGCCAAACACCCCCGCAGACCAGCCGCCUUUCCAAGAAGGCCUUGGUGUCCGUACAAAGGGAAAUACGCACAGCAAUCAAAUCCAUGAGAAGGAAAGUGGUGGUCCACCAGGUCGCCGUGAAAACGGCCAAAGAAGGGCGCCUGAUCCCCAAGGCGGAGCUCCUCAAGUGCCGUUCCAAGGCGAGGGCGGCGAUUCCAGAAAUCUUGGCCCGCCUCAGAGAGACAAUCAGCUCCAAAGACCAGUGGAGCUUUUACGGGCACAUGACUGCCUACCUCGCGUCCAUCUUCGGCCACCGAGGGGGCGUAUAUCAGAAUAUGACGAUAGAGGAGGUGGAGGGUGCCCGCAAAAGCUCCACAGAGGACUCCUUCCUGAUUAACAUAGCAACGCACAAGACCAACCAGCAGUUUGGGGCGGCACAAAUGUCCUUGACGGGGGAGGAGUACGGCUGGAUGGUGGAUUUCCUCAGCAUGAGGUCGUUGCUGACGGGCGGCGAGGAGGCGAAGUAUUUCUUCUUCACCUCCAAGCCGAACUUUUGCCGUAACCUCAACGCGUAUUUUCAAGAGGCCUGGAGCAGCAUGGGGUUGACCGGAACUCCGACCUUUACUGACAUCCGGACCUCCAUCGCCACCCACGCAAAAUACUCCCACACGGCAGAUGACCGCCACAAAGUGGCACAGUUCAUGUGCCACGACACCGUAACAGCUGACCGGUUUUACGCCCUUAACCUGGAUGUCAGCCAGGCCACAGAUCACCGGCGCCUUUUUGACAUGCUGCUCCAGGGACCUGAAUCCUCCCCCGUCAAGAAGACCCCCACCAAGAAGAGGAAGGCGAGUAAGGGCUCCCCUGUGAAGUCGAAAGUCAAAAAGCGCAAGGCUGACACGGAGGGCAGCGAUGAGGAGGCCCCAGAGGAGGAACCGACCGAGGACCCGCAACCAGGCACCUCAGUAAAGUCCGAGCCGAGGACCUCCUCGUCAAAGCUUUCCCGGAGGGUGGUCAUACAGCUGUCUCCCUUAAACUUGAGCCCCUUUAAGGGUUCCCCAAAGUUGCAUAAAGCGGCCUCGCUUAUUUCAAAAGCCAAAAAAACCCUCCUUAAAACCACAAAGAGCCACCAACAGUAGUGUAUAUAGUUAAUUUCUUAUGUAAAUAGUUGUUGUGUUGUAGUGUUGUUAUGUGUGAAUCGUGUUUGAGUGUUCCUGUUAAAAUGAAUGUUCUUUUCGUGUCAAGUUCAAUUGUAGUUAAAUUAUGUUCUAAACUGUUUUGAUGCUUG